Messenger RNA from Anneissia japonica, 1371 nucleotides. RefSeq lists its product as uncharacterized. Lineage: Eukaryota; Metazoa; Echinodermata; Crinoidea; Comatulida; Comatulidae. The transcript has 2 exons. The coding region runs from base 1 to 1371 and encodes 456 amino acids. The record is from RefSeq and is a predicted model, not a curated record.
AUGGCACAGACCGCUUUAAGAUUGACAGCAAGGGAAAAUGAAAUAGAGUAUCCAGAAGCAGGAACGAUCCUUAAAAGGGACACUUAUAUGGACGAUAUUUGCCCAUCUGUCAGAACUAAGGAGGAGGCAAGCAAGAUAAUCCAUGACGUAGAAAAGGCAUCCAAUGAAGUUGUAUUAGUAAUAUUUAGUGAUGCAAGUGAGAAAGCGUUUGGAGCCUGUGCAUAUGCUAGGUGGAGAUUAGAAAGCGGAUCAUUUGAAUCAAGACUGAUAACAGCCAAAUCACGUGUAGCCCCAUUGAAGAAAUUAACGGUACCGCUAUUAGAGCUACAGGCGGCAGUUAUGGGAGCGAGACUAGCAGAUGCAGUAGUUAAAGAGUCUACUUUCAAAUUCAGUAACCAGAUUUUAAUGACAGACAGCAUGAUCGUGCUGGAGUGGAUAAGACGACCAGCUCAAUGCUUUAAACAAUUUGUUGCAGCUCGAGUUUCUGAGAUUCAACGCAAGACGCAGAUAGCAAAUUGGAGACAUGUUCCAGGAAUAUUAAAUCCUGCCGACGACUUGUCCAGAGGAAUGAGAGCGGACAAAUUAACUGAUAGGUGGAUAAAUGGACCUGAAUUUAUAAGUAAGCCGAUAAGUGAGUGGCCUCAAGAGAAGUCAGAUAAUGACACCGAGGAUACAGAAGAAAGAAGGAUGGCAUUUAACGGGAAUGUUGUUGUGAACCCAGGAGAAGUUGAUAUUGUGGAAUGCAAGACUUGGGAAGAAAUGUUAGAACUCUAUCGACAAAGAAUAUACGGCAAACAGUCAGAAGCUUUGAAUGCCGAAAAGGUAAGAGAAAUUGAACUCUUACUGUUAAAGAGAGUGCAGAAAGACUGUUUUGCAGAAGAGUAUGAAGUACUAAAGAAUGGUGGUAAAAGCGUAGCAAAGAGCAGCAAACUGGUAAAUCUCGACCCACAAUUCGAUAUGGAAUCAGAGCUCAUCCAAGUAGGAGGUCGAUUAAAGAGAAAUGAUCAACUGGAGAUGGAGGUGCACCCAGUUGUACUGGACCCGAGUCAUCAGAUUACACAGUUGCUCAUAAAGAGAAUAGACAGUAAUGUUUUUAACCAUGGUGCAGGAGUGGAGCAAGUAUUCAGUUAUAUAAGACGACGUUACUGGAUAUUGAAAGGGCGUUGUAAAAUCAAGUCGAUACUCAGGACAUGUGUUAGUUGUCAAAUGUGGAGAAAAAGUCCAGCUGUACCAAAAAUGGCAGACAUUCCAGAGGCAAGAACAAGAAUCGGAUUGCCUCCAUUUUACUCCACUGGAAUGGACUGCUGGAGCCCUAUGAUGAUUAAAGUUCGCAUAUCCAGAGAGAAAAGAUGGGGGGGGGGUCAUCUUUAA